Molecule: messenger RNA, 2313 nt
Organism: Spathaspora passalidarum NRRL Y-27907
Lineage: Eukaryota; Fungi; Ascomycota; Pichiomycetes; Serinales; Debaryomycetaceae
Exons: 1
Coding region: 1-2313 (770 amino acids)
Source: RefSeq, a predicted model, not a curated record
AUGACACUGAGUUCAAGGGAAACUCAUGAUUACUCCAAUUUUGGAAACCAUGGUCCUCCGUAUCAACAGACAGAACCUUAUUACCCUCAUUUCAAUGCUGAAUUAAAUUUCAAGGAGGAAACCCCUGUGGUAUUUCAAAACCAAAACCAAUCGCCACAUCACACACAGUUCCUGCCACAACAACCACAGCAGCCUCAUAAUCAAAGAAUACAUCUGCAAGAGUAUCAUAGAUCGGGAAGCGGCUAUUUCGAAGGCGAAGUAAAACCUCAAAAUGAUGAUGAGGACGGGUUAGGUUAUUUUUCAAAUCGGACGUCGUCAUCAGUUCCUUCCUCAAGAAUCGACCACUACUAUAAUGACACAUUAAUACAACAACAGCUUGCUCAAUUAUUACAACAACAGCAGAACCAGCAACAUCAUCAACAUCAGCAACUAAAUGAGCAAAAUCAACAGCAACAUCAUCAGAAUCAAACGUCACAACAACAUCUUUCACUCCCGCAACAGCAACCAGCACAACCAGCACAACCAGCACAACCUCUGCAACCACAGCAACAAAAUGACCAACAAUACUUACUACUGCAUCCACAUUCCAAUCAAAACUACCAAACAACUCCAUAUAAGCGCUCCCCCCUUUCACGAGAACAGGAAUGGACACCAACUAAUUCUCAAACCAUGGAUAAUUCCAUUGGCAAUCCAAUCCCAUCUCGUGGUACUUCUCAGGAUGUAAAAACUUCUUUCCCACCACGUCCUCAGUCCAUACGGCAGCAAUCACUACCUGUAUUCAACAAACAAUCCACCAAUAUGACUCAAGUUCAACCACUGUUAAUACGAGAACUUGCUGGUGAGAGUGUUAAUUCGUUAAUGGGGUUUAAUCCACAGACAAUAUAUUAUAAUAAAGAUAAUACAAUUAGAGUCAACCCUGAUCCAUCUGGUAAUGAAACUAUACACGAGAAACCAAGUGAUCUUGACGUGAAGCCCAAGGCAAAACGUGGACGACCAAAGAAAAACCCGGGAUUUUUCAUUAAAUUGGAUUCAAUAAACAAGAGACCAGUCACUAGACAAGUCAAGUCGUCACAAUCAGAUUCAGGUACUGAUUACUGGAAUAGAUCUUCAAGUGGUGGGUUAUUACACAGAGCAUUAUCGUUUACACCAAGCCAACCUAUUGUUCAACAAGGCCAGGAAGAUCCUGACCUUCCGUCGGAAUUGCAGUUCUUGGAGCAGGAUUUACAAUUAACUGAUGACCCCUACGGGUUAAACAUGCCUUCGUUUAAUCUAACUCCAUCGGCAGAACCACCCAAAUCGGUAGGUGCAGUUCCUAGUAAUCUUCCGCCUAGUGGAUAUUUCGAGCUUGAAAAUUCUACAACCGCGGUGAAUACAGGCCAAUUUUUCUCUCCUGGUAUUGAUGGUCAUGAGAAUAAUAUUAACAGUUUCAAUCAAACAUUUGAAGAUUAUUUAAAACUGACACAACUUAAGACGGAUGAUGAUGCUAAUUCUGGAACUACGAAAUCUUUUAGCGAGGAGCAGACCAAUCCAAUUACAGCAAACUUCACUGAAUUUGAAUAUGGGGCUAGUUUACCACUACCACCACCACCACCACCACCACCACCACCACCACCACAACAACAACAACAACAAGUGCCGCAUCAAAUGCUACCACAAGUACCAUUCUUCUGUGAACCAGUAACUUCAAUAGAUUCAUCACAAGCUUACGGAAGUUCUACGAAUGAAAGCUUCUUAUCUCCACCAAAUGAUCAUCAAACAAAUGUCAGUUCCGGUGAGAACUCCGACCACGACCAUGAAGAUAAUUACUACCUCCAAACCACCAAUACACUUCCUAGAAGUGGAUCCAACCAAAGUGUCAGCAGUGGUGGUUCUGGCAAUUCCGGAGGUGAAGAUAUUGACAUUGCAUUUGCAAAUACUAGCGGUGCAGGCAAUACUUCCAAGCCGAAAAAGAGAUUAUCUAAAGGGGCGAAAUGUUCUAUUUGUGGGAAAUAUAUUAGUAGGGAUAUGACAAGACAUAUUAGGAUCCAUAAUGAAGUUGGAAGAUUUCAAUGUGUCUAUCCUAAGUAUAUGUGUAAUCACCGAACCCAAUAUUUCAAUCGUCCAUAUGAUUACAAGAAACAUUUGUUGCAUCUGCAUUUCAAGUUUGAUGAUCCCAAGGGCAAGACUGCUCAUACAUUAACCGACAAAUUGCCAAUGUUAGGUGGAUGUGCUGCAUGUGGUGCGAGAUUUACUGCUUCGCAAUGGUUAGAUUUUCACGUAUUGGUGAAUGAUAGAAAUCAACGAUGUCCAUAUAUAGAGGAAAAGGAUGGAUGA